AUGCUCCGUCGGCAAGCCCGCGAGCGCCGUGACUAUAUCUACCGUCGCGCUAUCCAGCUGCGCGAUGCUAGCAUUGCAGAGAAACGUGCACUGCUAAAGAAGUCGCUGGCUACCGGCAAACCGCUCGACCCAUCGAUCGCCAACGACCGUUCGCUGCGCAAGGAUUUCAAGUACGAUGAGUCUCUGGAUCCCGAAACCGCCGCUGCACAAGAGUCUAUGGACGAUGAAUAUUCGAUGUUGUCUGGUCUCUCCGACCCUCGUCCACUUGUCACCACCUCCCGUAGCCCUUCGACUCGUCUCUCUACCUUCUCCAAAGAAAUCCGCCUGCUUCUGCCCACCUCCAUCCGCUUGAACCGAGGAAACUUGAUCCUCCCCAAUCUUCUUGCCAGCGCAAAGGCCGCCGCCCUCACUGACAUCAUCUUGCUCCACGAACAUCGAGGCACUCCUACCGCGAUGACCAUUUCCCAUCUGCCGCAUGGUCCAACCGCUUCUUUCUCCCUGCACAAUGUCGUCCUCCGCGCGGACAUCCCCAAUGCAUCAAGAGGAACAGUAUCCGAGUCGUAUCCUCAUUUGAUCUUUGAGGGGUUUACGACACGGCUGGGAAAGAGAGUGGUCCAGAUCCUCAAACACAUUUUCCCUCCACGGGAUGGUCCGCAUAAGGUUGGCAACAGGGUGGUGACCUUCAAGAAUGUCGAGGAUAGUAUCGAGGUACGGCAUCACGUUUUUGUGCAGACUGGCUACAGGGACGUCGAAUUGGCUGAAGUCGGGCCCAGGAUGACCAUGAGGUGCUUCGAGAUAAGAGGUGGUACGUUAGAGAAGGAGUCUGGUGGCGAAGUUGAAUGGGCUUUGACCCAAUACACUAGAACUAGCCGCAAGAAGGACUAUCUGUGA
Messenger RNA from Fonsecaea nubica, 891 nucleotides. RefSeq lists its product as hypothetical. Gene Ontology annotation, biological process: rRNA processing. Gene Ontology annotation, molecular function: snoRNA binding; rRNA primary transcript binding. The record is from RefSeq and is a predicted model, not a curated record. NCBI's taxonomy places the organism in Eukaryota, Fungi, Ascomycota, Eurotiomycetes, Chaetothyriales, Herpotrichiellaceae. Gene Ontology annotation, cellular component: nucleolus; small-subunit processome; Mpp10 complex. Bases 1 to 891 code for a protein of 296 amino acids. The transcript has a single exon.